Pleurotus ostreatus (oyster mushroom) is the source of this 4671-nucleotide messenger RNA. RefSeq lists its product as uncharacterized. The record is from RefSeq and is a predicted model, not a curated record. Lineage: Eukaryota; Fungi; Basidiomycota; Agaricomycetes; Agaricales; Pleurotaceae. The transcript has 8 exons. The coding region runs from base 1 to 4671 and encodes 1556 amino acids. Gene Ontology annotation, molecular function: ATP binding; ATP-dependent chromatin remodeler activity.
AUGCCCAGCUCACGAUACUCCGCAACCUUUUUAGCGAUCCUCACGACGAAGUUCCAGCGCCACGUCAAGGGCGGGGAACCGACGUGCAUGCUUGAAGACAAGACUGUCCUCAAGCGUCUCGGCCUUUCGACGCUGAUGACGGACAAAUUCAAGCCGCCCGACCUUUCGUUCCACCAGGUCCAGCUUAUCAAGUCCUUCAUCGAGAUUGUGAUGAAGAAGCCGAACGACGAGAAGGUAAACUUCGUCAUUAACCACGCCGAUUGUACAUCCGAACGCAAGGUCUACGGCGACUGGUUCCGCGAGCGACUCGCGCCAAGGGUUAACGCCCUCGUCGAAUCAGCAAUGCGCGAGUGCGGUUAUCACCCUCAGUCCGUCUUGGCCUCGCAGGAGGUGGACGACUUCCCCUCGGCGAACUUGCUUGUCAACGCCUGCCUUACCCCCGUCGCGGUGGAGAUGUUUGGCGAAGUCGUCAUGAGCGGCGACGUCCUCAUGGAUGCGGCGAUCGCAGCCAACUUCAAGACCAUGUUGAUCCACAAUGUGUCCCGCAUGGGGAAGGCCUACCUACGUGCGGGAACCCUGGCUGACGAGAAGGUCAAGUUGAUGCGCGAUGCGGUGAAAGCUGUCGAGGAGCCUGGUCCUCAGGGAACGACCUUGGCGUCCAUCCGUGCGGCGCUACAAGCUAGCAAGAACGUCGAACGGCUCGCUGGAUGGUAUCCAAACCUCCAGUUGGAGGCCGAGGAGAAUAUCGUGAAGCUCAAGGAGGCGGUCCGCAUUGCCGCUGAGCUCCCUCGUGGGGAACUCGAUACGCCCGUUCGUUCGAAGAAGCCAAAGGCUAACGAGAAGAUGGAGGCGGCUCGCAAAAAGGCCCGUAAGAUCCAUAUCAUGCCAGCGGAGAUGGCCGACGCGAUGGAGGUCGCUCGUACGAUGCAAGCUAUAGCAACACACCUCGAGCUGGCGGGCGACCUCGAGAAUUGCCCGACGGAGGCUGAGCGUCACGCCUAUGCGUCUUUCGCCGACGAGGGGGACUUGGGGGUCGAGGUGAUGUCGAAGAAGACGGUGGACCAGCUCUGCGUGCUCCUCAGCUUCGCGCAAGGGCGGCCAGGCAACUGGAACGGUUUCGUGCGCGACGACGGCGCCACCGCCUGGCACCUGGGACUUACCCCAUCGAAUCCCGCCGUCACUCGACGUGGACCGUCGAACACGUUGAACCAGAUCACGCUGGACAUGUUCGCAAGGGGAGGACCUGGAUUCAAGCCCAUAAGCUUGCUGUGGCAUCAGCUCGUGGGCGUGGCGGCCAUCGUCGCGAAUAUGUUCUUCGGAGACAGGGUUACGAGCGCGCCAAUGUCUGGCGUCCUCCUUGCUGACGGUGUGGGCGUUGGCAAGACCGCGCAAGUCAUGGCCACGAUCGCGUUUCUCCAGCAAGUCGAGCUUAUCGAGCAAGUCGAGGCGGUGAGAGAUAGGGUGAAUCGACCACCUAUAAUACGGAACAUGCCAUGGUUCAUGGGCGUGACGGAGUACGUGCCCAACGAACCCCACCUCAUCGUCGUCCCGCUGUCCCUCGUCGCGCAAUGGAAGGACGAGCUGUACCGCUUCUUCUCCAGGGGCUCCGUCGACAUCUUCCAGCUCCCCAACGCCUUGGGGGAUCUACAGACGUUCUUCACGAAUCCCGACGACGCGUGGCUCCAAUCGCAGCAGAAAAUGAUCAAUCGCAUCGUCAUCUGCGCACAUUCGACCUUCCAGAUGAUGGCUGGCGAGGUCUACAUCGUGAAGAAGGCGAGGGGAGGUUACGUCGACGGCCCACGUCCGCUUGUCUCAGACAACAUCGACAAACUCGUCUUCGGCAUCCAGUGGUGCACCGCGUGGAUUGACGAGGCGCACCUGUUUCGCGGCGCAGGUCGAGGGCUUACGGGGGUUUGCCAAUUGCACGAGUGCGCCCGCGUGACGCACGUAAUAACGGCCACGCCGCUCUUCACGAAGAUCCAGGACAUCAUCAACAUGGCCCGGAUGUGCAACCACGACGAAUUCGUGCUGUCGAAGGGCCAGCAACUCGAGCGUCAAUUCAACCGAGACAUUAGAGCGGCGAAGAGGGAGAUGUCGCAAGAGGAGAAAGACGCCGUGAAGAGCAGACAGGUCAGGGCCCUGCGCGGCGACGAGAUCGAAGAAGAAGAGGCUGGGAUCGCGGUACGAUUUGCACAGUAUAGCGCGGCGAAGGUCGUCCAGGCGAAGCUGGCGCCCCACUUGAUCCGUCGCACGCUCACCUCAGUGGACUUGGAGGGCAAGCCCCUCAACACGAAGAUGCCUCCCAUCACGGAGCACGUACUUACCUUCAAGCUCAGCGACCGCGAGAUGGAGAAUCUGGGGCUCAUCGUCGACGAGAUGGAGUCGUCGGAGAGUGGCGUCCCCGCGAAUCUGAGUCGCGAGAAUUUCUUCCUGCCCUACCGUUGCGGCAUCACGUUCUUCAAGGGCGCGAACGAAGACUGGCCUGUCUUCGACAAGCACGGCAACUCUAAGAUCGGACACUACGACGACAUAUCCAGCACGAAGCUCGACCUCGUCGCACGUCUCGUGCUCCACCUCCUCAGCCACGACGAAAUCGAACACCCUACGUUAGCCGACGGGCAAGUCGUAUUCCCUCCACCGCCGCCGCCAGCUUUCCUCGGACAACGGCCACCUCGAAAGCGCAAGGUACUGAUAUAUCAUGAAUUCUCCAUGAUGGCGAUGACAAUCGAGACAGUGUUUCGAAUGAAAGGAAUCGGCGUGCUCGUGCUCAACGGCCUCAUGAACAAGCAAGAUCGAGAGCGAGUCAUCGACGACUUCGUGCACUCUGACGCCGCUGAGCAUCGAGUGCUCCUCUUCUCGUCUAUCGGCGCCGUUGGGCUGAACUUGACGUGCGCAGACACCGUCAUUAUGCUCGACAUGAUAUGGUCGCAGGUGGGCACCGAGCAGAUCAUCGGACGAGCUGCUCGUCUCACGCAAGAAAACGCCGUCCACGUCUACCACCUCGUCGCCCUAGGCACUACGGACGUCCUCAUGUCCACCAUGGCGCGGGAGAAGGGCGAGAUGUUGGCCACUCUCUUCUCGAAAGAGAAGAACGAGAAGCUUGAGGAAGUCUUCUACGGCAUAUCGAAGAAGAAUGCGGUCUCCGACAGCGACCAAGAGGAGGACGACGACGACAAGAAGAAGAAGAAGAAGGCGUUGCCUAAGACCCGCACUGCGAGAGGCGCGGCGAAGAACGCGGGGUUGGAGUCGAUAUCGAGGUCGCAGACUCCCUCGAUCUCAUGGGCUUCCAAGACGCCCACCGUGGAGGAGGAGGAACAGGCGGCGGAGCAGACAGCGACGGGGGGUGCGGACGAAGGAGCUGAGCAGCGAGUGAAGGGCAAGGCAAAGCCAAAGCCAAAGCCAGCGGCGAAGCGCCAGACGGCUGCAAAGCCACGACCCAAACCCAAGGCCAAAGGGAGGGUGAAAAGCGCAGCAGAGGUCCACGACGACGACGACGCUGGACCAUCUGAGCCGCCCACUGCAGAGGGGAGUGUGCAAAACGAACCCAACGACGCCGCUGGACCUUCGCGGCCGCCCACUGUUGGGGCGAGCACCCUCAACGAACCCAGCCACGCAGCUGGACCUUCCCGGCUGCCCGCAGUUGGAGGGAGCACUCCCAACGCGCCCAGCCACGCAGCAGGGCCUUCCUGGCCGCCCGUGGUUGGAGGGGGCAUUCCAAACCAGCCCAGCUCGCAUUCGUUGACAGCCCAAUCGUCUGGGAGCGUUGCGCGGCCUUCUGGGCAGCCCGCAGUGGCGACAGGGGCGAUGGACAUAGAUCCACCUGCUGGGCAGACAACAACGGAUGACGCAGGCGCAGCGCCACCUUCCCAGCAGGCCGUGUUGCUGAUGGGGCCAGGGAACGCAGGGCCCACUGCUGGAAUGCAGGGAAGAUCGCCGGCGGGAUGGAUUGCGACGCAGCCCGCAACACAGAGGACGCCACUGGUGUCGCCAUCGCAAAGGGAGUUCGUGGAGAUUGAGGACGCGCUUCGACGGCCUUCCUCGCCGCCCACGGGUACGGAGGACGCGCCAAUGGACAUAGACGACUGGGAGGAACCCAAGAGCCGCAAGCGUUCAAGCAAGUCGAAACGUUCGAAGGCCAGACAUGUCGACUCUCCUGGCUUUCGUCCCCCUUGGACGCAGGCAGACCCGACGACGCCACCACGGGCUGGAUCUAAGCAUAAACCACACUCGUCGCCAGAGAAAUCGCCACGAACUGAGAAGAGGCAGGCAAAGAUGGCGCGAAGAGAUGCAGAGAGGCGUCGACUCCCGGGGACUGACUCUGAGGACGACCUCGACAUCGGGGCGAUUGCAAGGAUCAAGCAAGAGGGGGAACCGUCGCGUGUUUCUUCGGUCGACAAACAGAGCGAAACCCGCGGGCCUCGAGCGCAUAGACGUCCCACAGCAGUCCCAGAUGACGGCGAAGACUUCACGUCGCUGAUAGCCGACUUGUCAGACUUGUCUGGCUCAGACCAACAGUCGUCGUCAGAUGAGGACCCCCUUGCGGCGAAACGAGUCCAUAUGUCACAGUCGGCGACGGCCCAACCCCGGGAACAUGUCCCCAAGGUCAAUCUCCCCCCUCCUCGUCCUCCUCGUGGCCGUGGAGGCGGUGGUCGCGCUCGUGGUCGCAAGUAG